GAGGGGCUCACGUUCCAUCCGGGCCCGGCGCGCGGCGCGGCGCGGCGCGGCAUUCCUUCCGGGCUGCUGGGGAGGCGCCUCGACGUUCCAUCUGGAGAGCCUCGACGUUCCGCCCGAGCCCGGCGCGGGCGGCCGGGGCGCUGGCCGGGCCCUAGGACUGAGAGGCCGCCCCGCGACGCGGAUGCGGAGCCUGCUCGCCCAAGAUCAAAGCCACCGGUGCUCUCUUUGUGUCCGCUCGGGAUUCGCCGCCCUGGGGCUGUUCAUGGAAACCUAAACUGCUGGAACCUGAGGCAGAGAACCCCUCUUGGAUUUUUGCUUUUUUUUUUUUUUUUUUUUUAAACCCCCGGGGGAAGGGUGACCACUCCGACCUGGAUUUACCGUUCUUGGUCUCCCUAAGCCCCCCCGAGUGGGGGGCGGUUGUGCUCGCUCUGGCGGUUGGAGGUCGGGGAGCGGCCCGGGCUCUGGCCAUGUUCUCGGAUGAGGAUUUCUGGAUCGCCCUGUGAAGAGGUCUCCCCGAGAGGGCCCUGCCCAGUCGGAGAGAGGGAUGGACAGCCAGAAGCCGCCUGCUGAAGAUAAAGAUUCAGACCCAGCAGCUGAUGGACUUACAGCCCCUGAGAAGCCAGACCUUCCCAUUCUGUGUGUCGGGGAGGUCUCUGUCCCCAGUUCUGGGAGUUCCAGGCUUCAGAAGCCUCUUCAUGACUGCAGUAGGGGUCCAGCACAACGUUGUGCUCUCUGUAACUGCGGGGAGCCCAGUCUGCAUGGGCAAAGGGAGCUGCAGCGCUUUGAAUUGCCAUCUGACUGGCCCGGGUUUCCAGUGGUAUCCUCUGGGGGAACGUCAGGUCCCCGUGAGGCAGUGCUGCCCAAUGAGGAUGUAUCACAGAUUGGGUUCCCUGAGGGCCUUACGCCUGCCCACCUAGGAGAGCCUGGAGGGCACUGCUGGGCACAUCACUGGUGUGCUGCGUGGUCAGCAGGCGUAUGGGGGCAGGAGGGCCCAGAACUAUGUGGUGUGGACAAGGCCAUCUUCUCAGGGAUCUCACAGCGCUGCUCCCACUGCACCAGGUUCGGUGCCUCCGUUCCUUGCCGCUCACCCGGAUGUUCCCGGCUUUACCACUUUCCCUGUGCAACUGCCAGUGGUUCCUUCUUAUCCAUGAAAACACUGCAGCUGCUCUGCCCAGAGCACAGUGAUGGAGCUGCACAUUUGGAGGAGGCUCGCUGUGCAGUGUGUGAGGGGCCAGGGCAGUUGUGUGACUUGUUCUUCUGUACCAGCUGUGGGCAUCACUAUCAUGGAGCCUGUCUGGACACUGCUCUGACUGCCCGCAAGCGUGCCGGUUGGCAGUGCCCUGAAUGCAAAGUGUGCCAAUCAUGCAGGAAACCUGGGAAUGAUUCUAAAAUGUUGGUGUGUGAGACAUGUGACAAAGGGUAUCAUACCUUCUGCUUAAAACCACCCAUUGAGGGCCUGCCUGCUCACUCGUGGAAAUGUGAGACAUGCCGGCUAUGUCGGGCCUGUGGGGCCAGCUCAGCAGAACUGAAUCCCAACUCUGAAUGGUUUGAGAACUAUUCACUCUGUCACCGCUGUCAUAAAGCCCAGGGAAGCCAGCCUGUCACUUCUGUUGCCGAACAGCACCCAACUGUCUGUAGCAGAUUUCCACCCCCAGAGCCUGGUGAGAUCUCCACUGAUGUGCCCGAUGCUCUGUACGUUGCAUGCCAAGGGCAGCCAAAGGGUGGGCACAUGACCUCUAUGCAACCCAAGGAACCGGGGCCCCUGCAAUGUGAAGCCAAACCACUAGGUGAGUAGGACCUGAAGGUCCCUGAACCUGCCUCACCUCCACCUGAAGCCUCCCGACUGUCCCCACCGCCCGAGGACUCUCCUGCCUCACCUCCACCAGAGGACUCACUCAUGUCCUUGCCGAUGGAGGAGUCACCGCUUUCGCCACUGCCUGAGGAGCUGAGACUCUGCCCUCAGCCCGAGGAACCAUACUUGUCUCCUCAGCCUGAGGAGCCCCGACUCUGUCCCCAGUCUGAGAAGCUGCCGCUGUCCCCACAGUCUGAGGAGCCAUGCCUGUCCCCUGUGCUUGCAGAACCAGGUCCAUCUUCUCAGCCUGAGGAGCUACGCUUGUCCCCUGUGCCUCAGGAACCACACCUGUCCCCUCAGCCUGAGGAGCCACACCUGUCCCCUCAGCCUAAGCAGUUGCACCUGUCACCCCAACCUGAGGAGCCCUGCCUGUCUCCCAUGCCUGAGGAGCCCUGCCUGUCCCCACAGCCUGAGGAACUAAAUCGACCUCCUCAGUCUGAAGAGCCUCCUGAGGAACCAAGCCAGAGCUCUGCACCUAAGGAGCUGUCCCUGUUUUCCCCAAGUGGGGAGCCACCUUUAUCCCCCAUGCUUGGAGAGCCAGCUCUGUCUGAGCCUGGGGAACCACCUCUGUCCCCACUUCCUGAGGAGCUGCCCUUGUCCCUGUCUGGGGAGCCAGUCUUGUCACCUCAGCUGAUGCCACCAGAUCCUCUUCCUCCUCCACUCUCACCCAUCAUCCCAGCUGCAGCCCCUCCAGCCUUGUCUCCUUUGGGGGAGUUAGAGUACCCCUUUGGUGCCAAAGGGGACAGUGACCCUGAGUCACCGCUGGCUGCCCCCAUCCUCGAGACGCCUAUCAGCCCUCCACCGGAAGCCAACUGCACUGACCCCGAGCCUGUGCCCCCGAUGAUCCUCCCCCCAUCUCCAGGCUCCCCUCUGGGACCCGCCUCUCCGAUCCUCAUGGAGCGGCUCCCUGUGCCCUGCUCUCCACUCCUUCCGCACUCCUUACCUCCUCCGACCCCUCCUCCUUCCCAUAGCUCACCUCCUGCUCUGCCGCUCUCUGUUCCCUCCCCACUGAGUCCUGUGCAGAAGGUAGUGGACGUCUCAGAUGAAGCUGAGCUGCACGAGAUGGAGACUGAUAAAGGUCCAGAACCUGAGUGCCCAGCCUUGGAACCCAGGGCUACCAGUCCCCUGCCGUCCCCUCUGGGGGACCUUUCUUGCCCUGCCCCCAGCCCUGCCCCGGUCCUGGAUGACUUCUCUGGCUUGGGAGAAGACACAGCCCCUCUAGAUGGGACUGAUGCUGAUCCAUCCCAGUCACGGACUGCACAGAUGUCUGGCAGCUUGGCUGGUGAACUUAAAGGUUCUCCUGUGCUCCUGGACCCCGAGGAGCUGAUCCCUGUGACCCCUAUGGAGGUCUAUGGCCCAGAAUGCAAGCAGGCAGGGCAGGGCUCACCCUGUGAAGAGCAGGAGGAGCCUGGUGCACCAAUGGCCCCCAUGCCGCCCACUCUCAUCAAAUCUGACAUCGUCAAUGAGAUCUCUAACCUGAGCCAGGGCGAUGCCAGUGCCAGUUUUCCUGGUUCAGAGCCUCUGCUGGGCUCCCCUGACCCCGAGGGGGGUGGCUCCUUGUCCAUGGAGCUGGGAGUAUCUACGGAUGUUAGUCCAGCCCGAGAUGAGGGCUCCCUACGCCUCUGCACUGACUCGCUGCCAGAGACGGAUGACUCCCUGUUGUGUGACACUGGGACAGCAACCAGUGGAGGCAAAGCCGAGGGGGACAAAGGGCGGCGGCGCAGCUCCCCCGCCCGGUCCCGAAUCAAACAGGGUCGGAGCAGCAGUUUCCCAGGACGCCGCCGGCCUCGUGGAGGAGCAGCGCACGGAGGCCGAGGGAGAGGACGGGCCCGACUGAAGUCGACCACUUCUUCCGUUGAGACACUGGUAGUGGCUGAUAUUGAUAGUUCUCCUAGCAAGGAGGAGGAAGAGGAAGAUGAUGACACCAUGCAAAAUACCGUGGUUCUCUUCUCUAACACAGACAAAUUUGUUCUAAUGCAGGACAUGUGUGUGGUGUGCGGCAGCUUUGGCCGGGGCGCUGAGGGCCACCUCUUGGCCUGUUCACAGUGUUCUCAGUGCUAUCACCCGUACUGUGUCAACAGCAAGAUCACCAAGGUGAUGCUGCUGAAGGGCUGGCGUUGUGUGGAGUGCAUCGUUUGUGAGGUGUGUGGCCAGGCCUCCGACCCUUCGCGCCUGCUGCUCUGUGAUGACUGUGACAUUAGCUACCAUACAUACUGUCUGGAUCCCCCACUGCUCACUGUGCCCAAGGGUGGCUGGAAGUGCAAGUGGUGUGUGUCAUGUAUGCAGUGUGGGGCUGCCUCCCCUGGCUUCCACUGUGAAUGGCAGAAUAGUUACACACAUUGCGGGCCAUGUGCCAGCCUGGUGACCUGUCCUAUCUGUCAUGCUCCCUAUGUGGAGGAAGACCUGCUAAUCCAGUGUCGCCACUGUGAACGGUGGAUGCACGCCGGCUGCGAGAGCCUCUUUACAGAGGACGAGGUGGAGCAGGCUGCUGACGAGGGCUUUGACUGUAUUUCCUGCCAGCCAUAUGUGGUGAAGCCUGUGGUACCCGUUGCCCCACCAGAGCUGGUACCCGUGAAGGUAAAAGAGCCAGAGCCCCAGUUCUUUCGCUUCGAGGGUGUGUGGCUGACAGAAACUGGCAUGGCGGUGCUGCGUAACCUGACCAUGUCACCACUGCACAAGCGGCGCCAGCGGCGAGGACGGCUAGGCCUCCCAGGCGAGGCAGGGCUGGAGGGUUCUGAGCCCUCAGAUGCCCUUGGCCCUGAUGACAAGAAGGAUGGGGACCUGGACACUGACGAUCUCCUCAAGGGUGAAGGCGGUGUUGAGCAAAUGGAAUGUGAAAUUAAGCUAGAAGGCCCCGCCAGCCCUGAUGUAGAACUUGGCAAAGAAGAGACAGAGGAGAGCAAAAAGCGCAAGCGCAAACCGUACCGGCCGGGCAUUGGGGGUUUCAUGGUACGACAGCGGAAGUCUCACACCCGUGUGAAAAGGGGGCCUGCUGCACAGGCAGAGGUGUUGAGUGGGGAUGGACAGCCCGACGAGGUGAUGCCCGCUGACCUACCUGCAGAGGGCUCUGUGGAACAGGGCCUUGCUGACGGGGAUGAGAAGAAGAAGCAACAGCGACGAGCGCGCAAAAAGAGCAAGCUGGAGGACAUGUUCCCUGCCUACCUGCAGGAAGCCUUCUUUGGAAAGGACCUGCUGGACCUGAGUCGGAAGGCCCUGUUUGCAGUUGGGGUGGGCCGGCCAGGCUUCGGACUGGGAGCCUCAAAACCCCGGGGUGAUGGCGGUUCAGAUAGGAAGGAGCUUAUGACAGCCUUGCACAAAGGAGAUGAUGGUCCCGAUGUUGCAGAUGAGGAGUCCCAUGGGCCUGAGGGCACGGCUGAUAUACCAGGGCUUGAGGGUGGGGGUGUAAAGGCAUCCCCAGUGCCCAGUGACCCCGAGAAGCCGGGCACUCCAGGUGAAGGGGCGCUUAGCUCUGACCUGGAUAGAAUCCCCACCGAAGAACUACCCAAAAUAGAGUCCAAGGACCUGCAGCAGCUCUUUAAGGAUGUCCUGGGCUCAGAACGAGAACAGCAUUUGGGUUGUGGAACUCCUGGCCUAGAAGGUAGCCGAACACCACUGCAGAGGCCCUUUCUCCAAGGCGGACUCGCUUUGGGCAGUCUCCCCUCCAAUAGCCCGAUGGACUCCUACCCAGGCCUCUGCCAGUCCCCCUUCUUGGAUUCUAGGGAGCGCGGGGGCUUCUUUAGCCCAGAACCCGGUGAGCCAGACAGCCCUUGGACAGGCUCAGGGGGCACCACCCCCUCCACCCCCACCACGCCUACCACAGAGGGCGAGGGCGACGGGCUGUCCUAUAACCAGCGGAGUUUGCAGCGUUGGGAAAAAGACGAGGAGCUGGGUCAGCUCUCCACUAUCUCACCUGUUCUCUAUGCCAACAUUAACUUUCCUAAUCUCAAGCAAGAUUACCCAGACUGGUCUAGCCGUUGUAAACAAAUCAUGAAGCUCUGGAGAAAGGUUCCAGCCGCUGACAAAGCCCCCUACCUGCAAAAGGCCAAAGAUAACCGGGCUGCUCACCGCAUCAGUAAGGUGCAGAAGCAGGCUGAGAGCCAGAUCAGCAAGCAAGCCAAGAUGGGCGACAUAGCCCGUAAGACUGAUCGACCGGCCCUCCAUCUCCGCAUUCCCUCCCAGCCAGGGGCACUGGGCAGUCCGCCCCCUGCUGCGGCCCCCACCAUUUUCCUUGGCAGCCCCACCACCCCUGCUGGCUUGUCUACCUCUGCGGACGGGUUCCUGAAGCCGCCAGCGGGCACGGUACCCGGCCCUGACUCACCUGGUGAGCUCUUCCUCAAGCUCCCGCCCCAGGUGCCCGCCCAAGUGCCUUCGCAGGACCCCUUUGGACUGGCCCCUGCCUACGCCCCGGAGCCCCGCUUCUCUGCGGCACCACCCACUUAUCCUCCUUACCCAAGCCCCACUGGAGCCCCUGUCCAGCCCCCAAUGCUGGGUACCACAACUCGACCUGGGACUGGCCAGCCAGGAGAAUUUCAUACUACCCCACCGGGUACCCCCAGACACCAGCCUUCCACGCCUGACCCCUUCCUCAAACCUCGCUGCCCCUCACUGGACAACCUGGCUGUGCCUGAGAGCCCAGGGGUAGCAGGAGGCAAGGUUUCCGAGCCUCUGCUCUCACCCCCACCUUUCGGGGAGUCCCGGAAGUCCCUAGAAGUGAAGAAGGAAGAGCUUGGGGCAUCCUCUCCUGGCUAUGGUCCCCCAAACCUGGGCUGUGUUGACUCACCCUCUUCAGGCCCCCACCUGGGCGGUCUGGAGUUAAAGGCACCUGAUGUCUUCAAAGCCCCCCUAACCCCUCGGGCAUCUCAGGUAGAGCCCCAGAGCCCGGGCCUGGGCUUGCGAGCCCAGGAGCCACCCCCUGCCCAGGCUUUGGCCCCUUCUCCUCCCAGCCACCCGGAUGUCUUUCGUUCUGGCCCAUACCCCGACCCCUAUGCCCAGCCUCCAUUGACUCCUCGGCCCCAACCACCACCCCCUGAGAGCUGCUGUGCCCCGCCUCCCCGAUCACUGCCCUCUGACCCUUUCUCCAGAGUGCCCGCUAGUCCUCAGUCCCAGUCCAGUUCCCAGUCCCCACUGACCCCACGUCCUCUGUCGGCUGAGGCUUUCUGCCCGUCCCCUGUAACCCCUCGCUUCCAGUCCCCUGACCCUUAUUCGCGUCCACCCUCACGACCUCAGUCCCGUGAUCCCUUUGCCCCAUUACAUAAGCCACCCCGGCCCCAGCCCCCUGAAGUUGCCUUUAAGGCUGGGCCCCUAGCCCACACUCCGCUGGGAGCUGGGGGCUUCCCAGCAGCCCUGCCUUCUGGCCCAGCAGGUGAGCUCCAUGCCAAGGUCCCAAGUGGGCAGCCCACUAAUUUUGCCCGUUCUCCCGGGACAGGCACAUUUGUGGGCACCCCAUCUCCCAUGCGGUUCACUUUCCCACAGGGGGUAGGGGAGCCUUCCCUAAAACCCCCUGUCCCUCAGCCUGGUCUCCCUUCACCCCAUGGGAUCAACAGCCAUUUUGGGCCUGGCCCCACCUUGGGCAAGCCUCAAAGCACAAACUACGCAGUAGCCACGGGGAACUUUCACCCAUCAGGCAGCCCCCUGGGGCCCAAUAGUGGGCCCACAGGGGAGGGCUAUGGGCUGUCCCCACUACGCCCCGCAUCCGUUCUGCCACCUCCCACACCUGACGGAUCCCUCCCCUACUUGACGCAUGGAGCCUCACAAAGGGUAGGCAUCACCUCUCCAGUGGAAAAGAGAGAAGACCCAGGAGCUACCAUGAGUAGUAGCUCUUUGGCAACACCUGAACUCUCAAGUACCCAGGAUGCAGGCAUAGCUGGCCUCAGCCAGACCGAGCUGGAGAAGCAGCGGCAGCGCCAGCGACUACGGGAACUGCUGAUUCGACAGCAGAUCCAGCGGAACACCCUGCGGCAGGAGAAGGAAACAGCAGCUGCAGCUGCAGGUGCAGUGGGGCCUCCAGGCAACUGGGGUGCUGAACCCAGCAGCCCUGCCUUUGAACAGCUGAGCAGAGGCCAGACCCCUUUCACUGGGUCUCAGGAUAGGAGCAGCAUUGUGGGGUUACCUGCAAGCAAGCUAGGCGGUCCCAUCCUGGGCCCAGGGGCCUUCUCCAGUGAUGAUCGACUCUCCCGGCCACUUCCGCCAGCCACACCUUCUUCCAUGGACAUGAACAGCAGGCAACUUGUUGGAGGCUCCCAGGCCUUCUACCAGCGAACACCCUAUCCUGGGUCCCUGCCCUUACAGCAGCAGCAACAGCAGCAGCAGCAGCAGCAACAGCAGCAACAACAACUGUGGCAGCAGCAGCAGCAACAGCAGCAGCAGGCGGCGGCAGCAGCAGCAGCAACCUCCAUGAGACUUGCCAUGUCUGCUCGAUUCCCGUCAACUCCUGGACCUGAACUUGGCCGUCAGGCACUAGGUUCCCCCUUGGCAGGAAUCCCUACCCGACUUCCAGGCCCUGCUGAGCCAGUCCCUGGUCCCGCUGGCCCUGCUCAGUUCAUUGAGUUGCGACAUAAUGUACAGAAAGGACUUGGACCUGGGGUAUCUCCAUUUCCUGGUCAAGGACCCCCUCAGAGGCCCCGUUUUUACCCAGUCAGCGAGGAACUCCAUCGACUGCCUCCUGAAGGUCUUCGGGGCCUGACUGUUUCAGGCCUUCCCCCACAAAAGCCCUCAGCCCCGCCAGCCCCUGAGCUGAACAACAGCCUCCAUCAGACGCCCCAUGCCAAGGGACCCGCCCUAGCUGCUGGCUUGGAGCUGGUCAGCCGCCCACCGUCAAGCACUGAGCUUAGUCGUCCCCCACUGGUCUUGGAGGCUGGGAAGUUGCCUUGUGAGGACCCUGAGCUGGACGAUGACUUUGAUGCCCACAAGGCCCUAGAGGAUGAUGAAGAGCUUGCUCACUUGGGUCUGGGUGUGGAUGUAGCCAAGGGCGAUGAUGAGCUGGGAACCCUGGAAAACCUGGAGACCAAUGACCCCCACCUGGAUGACCUCCUCAAUGGAGAUGAAUUUGACCUGCUAGCAUAUACUGACCCUGAGCUUGAUACUGGGGACAAGAAGGACAUCUUCAAUGAACACCUAAGGCUGGUGGAGUCAGCAAAUGAGAAGGCUGAGCGAGAAGCCUUGCUGCGGGGGGUGGAGCCAGCGUCCUUGGGCCCCGAGGAACGUCCUCCACCUGCCCCAGAUAACUCUGAGCCUCGCUUAACAUCUGUGCUCCCGGAGGUGAAGCCCAAAGUGGAGGAGGGAGGACGCCAUCCUUCUCCUUGCCAGUUCACCAUUAAUACCCCCAAGGUAGAGCCAGCCCCUCCUGCCACUCCCCUCAGCCUGGGUCUGAAGCCAGGACAGACUGUGAUGGGCACCCGGGACUCGAGAGGAGUGGGUGCAGGAUCGUUCCCCAGCAGUGGGCACACGGUUGAGAAGGGCCCAUUUGGGGCCACAGGAGGAACACCAGCUCACUUGCUGAACCCCAGCUCACUGAGUGGCCCAGCUGCAUCCUCUCUUCUGGAAAAGUUCGAGCUAGAAAGUGGGGCCCUAACCUUACCCAGUGGGCAUGCAGCACCUGGGGAUGAACUGGACAAAAUGGAGAGCUCAUUGGUAGCUAGCGAGUUGCCUCUGCUCAUUGAGGACCUACUAGAGCACGAGAAGAAGGAGCUACAGAAGAAGCAGCAGCUUUCAGCACAGACUGGGCUGCCCGCCCAGCAGCAGCAGCAGCAGCAGCAGCAGCAGCAGCAGCAGCAGCAGCACACCCUCCUUCCCACACCAGGCCCUGCCCAGGCACUGCCUUUGCCACAUGAGCCUGGGCCACCACAGCAGCUUCCUCUAGGUCUUGGAAGUGCACGACAGCCAGGCUUAGGCCAGUCGAUGGUGCCCACCCAGCCACCAGCUCAUGCCCUUCAGCAGCGCCUGGCCCCAUCCGUGGCUAUGGUGUCUAACCAGGGGCAUAUGCUAAGUGGGCAGCAAGCAGGGCAGGCAGGCCUGGUACCCCAGCAGAGUUCACAGCCAGUGUUGGCACAGAAGCCCGUGAGUGCCAUGCCAGCGUCCAUGUGCAUGAAGCCCCAGCAGCUGGCCAUGCAGCAGCAGCAGCUGGCGAACAGUUUCUUCCCAGACACAGACCUAGACAAAUUUGCUGCAGAAGACAUCAUUGAUCCUAUUGCAAAGGCCAAGAUGGUAGCUUUGAAAGGCAUCAAGAAAGUGAUGGCUCAGGGCAGCAUUGGGGUGGCACCUGGUAUGAACAGGCAGCAAGUAUCCCUGCUGGCGCAGAGGCUCUCCGGGGGGUCUGGCAGUGAUCUUCAGAACCACGUGGCACCUGGGAGUGGCCAGGAACGGAAUGCUGGUGACCCUGCCCAGCCUCGUCCUAACCCUCCCACUUUUGCCCAGGGAGUGAUCAAUGAGGCUGACCAGCGGCAGUAUGAGGAGUGGCUGUUCCACACACAGCAACUCCUACAGAUGCAGCUGAAGGUGCUAGAGGAGCAGAUUGGUGUACACCGCAAGUCUCGGAAAGCUCUGUGUGCCAAGCAGCGCACUGCCAAAAAGGCUGGCCGCGAGUUCCCAGAAGCCGAUGCUGAGAAGCUCAAGCUGGUCACCGAGCAGCAGAGCAAGAUCCAGAAGCAGCUGGAUCAGGUCCGGAAACAGCAGAAAGAGCACACGAAUCUCAUGGCAGAAUAUCGGAACAAGCAGCAGCAGCAACAACAGCAGCAGCAGCAACAGCAGCACUCAGCUGUGCUGGCUGCCAGCCCGUCUCAGAAUCCUCGGGUACUCACCAAGCUCCCUGGCCAGCUGCUCCCUGCCCAUGGGUUACAGCCACCACAGGCACCUCCGGGUGGGCAAGCUGGAGGUCUUCGUCUGCCUCCAGGGGGUAUGGUACUACCUGGACAGUCUGGUGGUCCAUUCCUCAAUACUACCUUGGCCCAACAGCAGCAACAGCAGCAUUCUGGUGUGGCUGGAUCCUUGACUGGCCCCUCUGGGAGCUUCUUCCCUGGCAAUCUCGCUCUCCGAAGCCUUGGACCUGACUCGAGGCUUUUACAGGAAAGGCAACUACAGCUGCAGCAGCAACGAAUGCAGCUGGCUCAGAAACUACAGCAGCAGCAGCAGCAGCAGCAGCAGCAACAGCAACAACAGCAACACCUCUUAGGGCAGGUGGCAAUCCAACAACAACAGGGUCCCGGAGUACAGAACCAGGCUCUGGGUCCUAAGCCUCAGGGCCUUCUGCCUCCCAGCAACCACCAGGGCCUCCUGGUCCAGCAGUUAUCCCCCCAGCAGUCCCAGGGGUCCCAGGGCCUGCUUGGUUCUGCCCAGGUGGCGGUGUUGCAGCAGCAGCAGCAGCAGCAGCAGCAGCAGCAGCAGCAGCAGCAGCAGCACUCUGGAGCUCUGGGUCCUCAGGGCCCUCACAGACAGGUGCUUAUGACUCAGUCCAGGGUGCUGAGCUCCCCUCAGCUGGCACAGCAGGGUCACAGCCUUAUGGGACACCGGCUGCUCACAGCCCAGCAGCAACAGCAGCAGCAGCAGCAGCAGCAGCAGCAGCAGCAGCAGCAGCAGCAGCAGGGAUCUAUGACAGGGCUUUCCCAACUUCAGCAAGGAAUGAUGUCACAUGGUGGACAGCCCAAAAUGAGUGCUCAAGCCUUGGGUUCUUUACAGCAGCAGCAGCAACAGCAACAACAGCAACAACAGCAACAGCUGCAGCUCCAGCAGCAGCAACAGCUACAACAGCAGCAACAGCUCCAGCAACAGCAACACCUGCAGCAGCAGCAGCAACAACAACAGCUACAACAGCAACAACAGCAACAGCUGCAGCUCCAGCAGCAGCAACAGCUACAACAGCAGCAACAGCUCCAGCAACAGCAACACCUGCAGCAGCAGCAGCAACAGCAGAUGGGCCUCUUGAACCAGAAUCGAACUUUAUUAUCUCCGCAGCAGCAGCAGCAGCAGCAGCAGCAGCAGCAGCAGCAGCAGCAGCAGCAGCAGGUGACACUUGGCCCUGGCCUGCCAGUGAAGCCUCUUCAACACUUUUCUAGCCCUGGAGCCCUAGGCCCAACCCUCCUCCUAACAGGCAAGGAACAAAACAAUGCAGAGACAGCGCUUCCUUCAGAGGUCACUGAGGGACCUUCAACACAUCAAGGAGGGCAACCAGCAGUGGGGACUACACCUGAGUCAAUGUCUGUUGAGCCAGGGGAGGUGAAGCCCUCCAUUUCCGGAGACUCACAGCUCUUACUUGUCCAAUCCCAGGCCCAAUCUCAGCCCACCUCCAUGCAGCUGCAGCCACCGCUCAGGCUCCCAGGACAACCCCAGCCUCAGGCGAACUUGCCUCACACGGCAGGUGGAGGAAGCCAUGGGCAGCAGCAGCUAGGGAGUGGAUCUUCCUCUGAGUCCCCAUCUGUACCCCACCUGCUGGCCCAACCCUCUGUUUCCUUGGGGGAGCAGCCUGGACCUAUGGCCCCGAACCUUCUGGGCUCCCAACAGCCCCUUGGGCUAGAUCGACCUAUUCAAAAUAGCACAGGGUCACAGCCUCCCAAAUCAGGACCUGCUCCGCAGUCUGGGCAGGGUCCUCCUGGAGCUGGAGUCAUGCCUACAGUGGGUCAACUUCGAGCACAGCUCCAAGGAGUCUUGGCCAAAAACCCACAGCUGCGGCACCUGAGCCCACAGCAGCAGCAGCAGCUGCAGGCACUCCUCAUGCAGCGGCAGUUGCAGCAGAGUCAGGCAGUACGCCAGACUCCACCGUUCCAGGAGCCCGGGACCCAGCCCUCUCCCCUCCAGGGCCUCCUGGGCUGCCAACCUCAACCUGGGGGUUUUUCUGCAUCUCAGACAGGACCCCUCCAGGAGCUAGGGGCAGGGUCUCGACCUCAGGGCCCACCCCGGCUCCCUGUCCCACAAGGAGCCUUAUCUACAGGACCAGUGCUUGGUCCUGUCCAUCCCACACCUCCACCUUCUAGUCCCCAAGAGCCAAAGAGACCUUCACAAUUACCUUCCCCCAGUGCCCAGCUAACCCCAACCCAUCCAGGGACUCCAAAGCCCCAGGGACCAGCCUUGGAGCUGCCUCCUGGGAGGGUCUCGCCUGCUGCUGCCCAGCUUGCAGAUACUUUCUUUGGCAAGGGCCUAGGACCUUGGGACCCCUCAGACAACCUCCCAGAAGCCCAGAAGCCCGAGCAGAGCAGCCUGGUACCCGGGCAUCUGGAGCAGGUGAACGGACAGGUGGUACAUGAGCCAUCCCAGCUCAGCAUCAAGCAGGAGCCUCGGGAAGAGCCGUGUGCCCUGGGUGCACAGGCAGUGAAAAGGGAGGCCAAUGGAGAGCCAGCUGGGACAGCAGGCACCAGCAACCACCUUCUGCUAGCAGGCUCCCGCUCAGAGGCUGGGCAUCUGCUCUUGCAGAAGCUCCUACGGGCAAAGAAUGUGCAACUUGGUGCUGGGCGGGGGCCUGAGGGGCUUCGAGCUGAGAUCAAUGGACACAUUGACAGCAAGCUGUCGGGGCUGGAGCAGAAACUACAGGGUACUUCCAGCAACAAAGAGGAUGCAGCCACAAGAAAGCCUUUGCCAGUGAAGCCUAAGCGGGUGCAGAAGACAAGUGACAGAUUGGCGAGCUCCCGAAAGAAGCUGCGGAAAGAAGAUGGGGUCAGGGCCAACGAGGCCUUACUGAAACAGCUAAAACAGGAGCUGUCCCAACUGCCGCUGACGGAGCCCACCAUCACCGCCAAUUUUAGCCUCUUUGCUCCCUUUGGCAGUGCCUGCCUAGUCAGUGGGCGGAGCCAGCUCAGGGGGGCCUUUGGAAGUGGGGCUCUGCACACUGGCCCUGACUACUAUUCUCAGCUGCUCACCAAGAAUAACCUGAGUAACCCGCCGACACCACCCUCGUCGCUGCCCCCCACCCCACCCCCAUCGGUGCAGCAGAAGAUGGUGAAUGGUGUUACUCCCUCUGACGAGCUGGGGGAACACCCCAAGGACGCAGCCUCUGCCCAGGACAGUGAAGGAAGGCUGAGGGAUGCUGCAGAAGUGAAGAGUUUAGACCUGCUGGCUGCUCUGCCUACGCCCCCUCACAAUCAGACUGAGGAUGUCAGAAUGGAGAGUGAUGAGGACAGCGAUUCUCCUGACAGCAUUGUGCCGGCUUCAUCCCCUGAGAGCAUCCUUGGGGAAGAGGCCCCGCGUUUUCCUCAGCUGGGAUCUGGCCGAUGGGAGCAAGACAACCGGGCCCUGUCCCCUGUCAUCCCCAUCAUCCCGCGCACCAGCGUCCCCGUCUUCCCAGAUACCAAACCUUACGGGGUCCUUGACCUGGAGGUCCCUGGAAAGCUGCCUGCUACAGCUUGGGAGAAGGGCAAGGGAAGUGAGGUGUCAGUCAUGCUCACGGUCUCUGCGGCCGCUGCCAAGAACCUGAACGGUGUCAUGGUAGCAGUAGCUGAGCUGCUAAGCAUGAAGAUACCCAACUCGUAUGAGGUGCUGUUCCCAGAUGGCCCUGCCCGGGCAGGCCUUGAGCCCAAGAAGGGGGAAGCUGAAGGUUCUGGUGGGAAAGAAAAAGGUUUGAGUGGCAAGGGCCCAGACACUGGACCUGAUUGGCUAAAGCAGUUUGACGCAGUGUUGCCUGGCUACACCCUCAAGAGCCAGUUGGACAUCUUGAGCCUCUUGAAGCAGGAGAGUCCUGCCCCAGAGCCAUCCGUCCAGCACAGCUACACCUACAAUGUCUCCAACCUGGACGUGAGGCAGCUCUCCGCCCCACCUCCUGAGGAACCUUCCCCACCUCCGUCCCCUCUGGCACCCUCUCCUGCCAGUCCUCCCGCUGAGCCCAUGGUUGAACUUCAGGCUGAACCACCUGCUGAGCCACCCAUCCCUUCACCUCUACCACUGGCUUCAUCCCCUGAAUCUGCCCGCCCCAAACCCCGAGCCCGACCCCCUGAAGAGAGCGAAGAUUCCCGCCCCCCACGCCUCAAAAAGUGGAAAGGGGUACGCUGGAAGCGGCUGCGGCUCCUGCUGACCAUCCAGAAGGGGAGUGGUCGUCAAGAGGAUGAGCGGGAGGUGGCAGAGUUUAUGGAGCAGUUUGGUACAGCUUUGAGACCAAGCAAGGUGCCUCGAGAUAACCGCCGGUGCUGCUUCUGUCAUGAAGAAGGAGACGGUGCCACCGAUGGGCCCGCCCGCCUGCUCAACCUCGACUUGGACCUCUGGGUACACCUCAACUGUGCCCUGUGGUCCACGGAAGUGUAUGAGACCCAGGGCGGGGCAUUGAUGAAUGUGGAGGUUGCUUUGCACCGAGGAUUGCUAACCAAGUGCUCUCUGUGCCAGCGAACUGGUGCCACUAGCAGCUGCAACCGCAUGCGUUGCCCCAAUGUCUACCAUUUUGCCUGUGCCAUCCGCGCUAAGUGCAUGUUCUUCAAGGACAAGACCAUGCUGUGUCCAGUGCACAAGAUUAAGGGCCCCUGUGAGCAGGAGCUCAGCUCGUUUGCUGUCUUCCGGAGGGUCUACAUUGAACGGGACGAGGUGAAGCAGAUCGCCAGCAUCAUCCAGCGAGGAGAGCGGCUACACAUGUUCCGAGUCGGAGGCCUUGUGUUCCAUGCCAUCGGACAGCUGCUCCCACACCAGAUGGCUGACUUCCACAGUGCCACUGCACUCUAUCCUGUGGGCUACGAGGCCACGCGCAUCUACUGGAGUCUUCGUACUAACAAUCGUCGCUGCUGCUACCGCUGUUCCAUCAGUGAGAACAAUGGACGGCCUGAGUUUGUGAUCAAAGUCAUUGAACAGGGUUUAGAGGAUCUGGUCUUCACUGAUGCGUCUCCUCAAGCUGUGUGGAACCGCAUCAUUGAGCCUGUGGCUGCCAUGAGGAAAGAGGCUGACAUGCUGAGACUCUUCCCUGAGUACCUGAAAGGCGAAGAACUCUUUGGGCUGACAGUGCAUGCUGUGCUUCGCAUAGCUGAAUCGCUACCUGGGGUGGAGAGCUGUCAGAACUAUUUAUUCCGCUAUGGGCGCCACCCCCUGAUGGAGUUACCGCUCAUGAUCAACCCCACCGGCUGUGCCAGAUCAGAACCGAAAAUCCUCACACACUACAAACGGCCCCAUACCUUGAACAGCACCAGCAUGUCUAAGGCGUAUCAGAGCACCUUCACAGGCGAGACCAACACCCCGUACAGCAAGCAGUUUGUGCACUCCAAGUCAUCUCAAUACCGGCGCCUGCGCACCGAGUGGAAGAACAACGUGUAUCUGGCUCGUUCACGUAUCCAGGGCCUCGGACUCUAUGCAGCCAAGGACCUGGAGAAGCACACCAUGGUCAUCGAGUACAUUGGCACCAUCAUUCGCAAUGAGGUGGCCAACCGGCGGGAGAAAAUCUAUGAGGAGCAGAACCGCGGUAUUUACAUGUUUCGGAUAAACAACGAACAUGUGAUUGACGCCACGUUGACCGGAGGCCCUGCCAGGUACAUUAACCACUCCUGUGCCCCUAACUGUGUAGCUGAGGUUGUGACAUUUGACAAGGAGGACAAAAUUAUUAUCAUCUCCAGCCGGCGAAUCCCCAAAGGAGAGGAGCUGACCUAUGACUAUCAGUUUGAUUUUGAGGACGAUCAGCACAAGAUCCCCUGUCACUGUGGAGCCUGGAACUGUAGGAAAUGGAUGAACUAAGAAGCUUUGAGGCUACCAGGCAGGGGAGUUCCCCCCACUCCCGCCUCUUCCCUGAAAGGGAUGAGGGGGAAGAGAGGUAGCAGCCAGAGCCAGGACCCAGGGCUGGGGCUGCCGGCCGACCGGAGCCCCUGGAGCAGGAGGCUGGGGCAGAGGACCCUAGGCCAAGCCUACCCUGGGCACCAGGGACAACCUCCUUCCCUGCCACCGGCCCUUAGGCUGGCAUCUGCCCCCAGCUCCAGGAGGGGACAGACGGGAGCAGCCGCUGGGCAUCUCAGGUUUGAGGGGGAUAUGGGCCGGGACUCCCCAGAAGUGUCAGGGAGCAGGGGGUGGGGUGUGCGGCCGGGCCUCCCAGCCCUGCUGCCUCCACCGACCUCGCUGGCCCAAUUCAAGGCUGCAAAGAGACUUGACUAAGCUUGACAAUCCCAAAGGCCGGGUCCCACACCUGGCCCUGCCUGCCGGGUCCUGCCCCCACCCCCACCCCCACCCCCUUCCUCUAUCUGUCUCUGUCUCCCUCUUUUCCUCUGUGUUUCUGUCUCUCUAUGGGUUGUGUUUCCUUGUUUUCCACUCUGACAAAUGCAACAUGACGGGAAAGAGGCAUCCAGAUGCCCAGGAGGGCAAGCCGGGCAAGGAGACCCCGCACCCACACCUACCUCAUUUAAGUGUUGGAUUUUUUGCUGUUUUGAAAUGUGAGACCCUCUCCGAGCCCCCUACUGCCCCGACUCUCUCCCCCACCUCACUGCCCUCGUCUGAGUGGGUGGAAGGGGGUAGGAGAAGGACAACAACAACAAUAACAACAACAAAAAUCCAUCUUUGUUUUUAAUUAUGGGCGUGGGAUGGCGGCUGAGGCAAAUGGGGAUGAAGAUUGGGGGUGACUGGUCCCUAGUUGCUCUAGGACCCCCUUCUCCAUCUGGACAUGGAGGCAGGAGGGGCGUGCUAAACCCAGGACCAGGAUCUCGCUCUCCGGUUUUCCCAGCCUCAUCCCGAGCCCAUCUGCCCUCCAGCCCCUGGACAGGGUGUGGGGGUAGGUGAGGGCUAUCCCUGAGCGGCGUGCCCAUACCCAGUGAGGCCGGGUGUGGUCCAGAGCUCUCACUUGCCUUCAGUCACCAAACUGCUGCUGGUCUGGUGGG
Mus pahari (shrew mouse) is the source of this 17598-nucleotide messenger RNA. RefSeq names its product lysine methyltransferase 2D (gene Kmt2d). Lineage: Eukaryota; Metazoa; Chordata; Mammalia; Rodentia; Muridae. Gene Ontology annotation, cellular component: MLL3/4 complex; nucleus. Gene Ontology annotation, biological process: positive regulation of transcription by RNA polymerase II. The record is from RefSeq and is a predicted model, not a curated record. The transcript is spliced from 57 exons. Gene Ontology annotation, molecular function: histone H3K4 methyltransferase activity; histone binding; transcription coactivator activity.